ACUUGUUUGCUUGUUUGUCUGGACGGCUGUCCUUGCUGUGUGCCAUGAAUUUCCUCUAAAGAUUUUUGCGCUAACUUUCCCUCUUUCUUAUUCGGAGGAACUCCGAGCAUAUCUUAACAGCGAUUUACAGGACCCCGAAAAAAAGUCGUCUGGGACUCGACCAUGCCUGCAGCGACGGGACGCACAGAUCCACAGCCAACAGAGCCUCUGAACAUGAAUCAUUACGCCACUAAGAAGAGUGUGGCGGAGAGUAUGCUGGACGUGGCUCUGCUGAUGGCCAAUGCGUCUCAGCUGAAGGCCGUACUGGAGCAGGGCCCAGAAUUCAGAUAUUACCUUACCGUCAUCAUCCUCAUCGGCGCUUCACUCUUCUUCCAGGUGCUCGCCGGCGCCCUCUUCGUCAACAUGGCUCGCAAAAACCUGAACAACGUGGCGAAUCAGAGGAAGCUGGACAUCAUGAAUAAUGUGGCCACGGGUUUGGUGUUUCUCACCGUCAUCAUCAACAUCUUCAUCACUGCGUUCGGCGUGCAGAAGACAGGUCUCUAUCCUAAGCAGUAAAUAAUCUAGUCUCAGUAAUGGACAUGAAAUAAAGACACAUUCUUCAGUCCAGCCAAUCGUCAAAGACUUCCUUCUGCUUUUGAUAUUUGUUAAGCUAUAUAGAAAACAUAUUUAUUUCACAGAGGGCAUUACAUUAGAGUCUCAAUAUCAUAUUAAAAGCCAUUCAUGUAUCAUAGACGUCCAGAGGAAAAACUGCAAUCACAUAACAUUAAUGCAUUAUUUAAGUGUGAUAUAUUCAUGCUGACUGUAACCAAACAAUAAAUGUUUAUCAUAAAAGACUC
This is a messenger RNA of Danio rerio (zebrafish), 836 nucleotides long. It is a transcript of the gene ninj2, whose product is annotated as ninjurin 2. Gene Ontology annotation, cellular component: membrane. Gene Ontology annotation, biological process: cell adhesion; tissue regeneration; cell-cell adhesion. The record is from RefSeq and is marked validated. NCBI's taxonomy places the organism in Eukaryota, Metazoa, Chordata, Actinopteri, Cypriniformes, Danionidae.